Salvia miltiorrhiza (redroot sage) is the source of this 2627-nucleotide messenger RNA. RefSeq names its product transcription factor MYB124. Gene Ontology annotation, biological process: regulation of DNA-templated transcription. Gene Ontology annotation, molecular function: RNA polymerase II cis-regulatory region sequence-specific DNA binding; DNA-binding transcription factor activity, RNA polymerase II-specific. Bases 636 to 2018 code for a protein of 460 amino acids. The record is from RefSeq and is a predicted model, not a curated record. NCBI's taxonomy places the organism in Eukaryota, Viridiplantae, Streptophyta, Magnoliopsida, Lamiales, Lamiaceae. Gene Ontology annotation, cellular component: nucleus. The transcript is spliced from 13 exons.
GUGGGGUUAGUCUCAUUAAUUAUAGUCUCAUGGAUUUCAGCGUUAUUUUUAUUUACAUCUUUCUUUUUUCUUUUUUUCUUUUUUCUUUUUUCAAACUUCACCCUCAUACCCGCGCUCAAAAGCAAGAAUCCGUUGAUUAUUUUUUAAAUUUAUUACACAGAAACAAUAAAAAUAGAAAUGAAGAGCACCCCACAUUUCCAUCUUUCUCUGUGAGAGAGAGCCUCCCCACUUUUGGACAGCGAGAAAGCAACCCUCAUCUUUUUCAACCCCAUAAAAAAGCACUAUCCCAUGUUUUUGUUUUUCCUUUAAUUCUUGCUUUCAUGUGUGUAUAAUUCUCGUGGAUUGCUAAUUCUAUACGGUUCUUUUUCAAAUCUCGAGGCAGCAAAGGGGGCGAGGAAAAGGGCCAGAAUCCUAGGCUAAAUUUUUGGUUUGAGGUAAAAGACCAAUUUUUGUUGAUGCUCUUCUGUUCCGUUUUGGGAGGUGAACAGUUUCUGUAAAGAGAAAAAGGGGUUAAAAGACUUGAUCUUUUUCUAGGGUAUAUUAUUCCAAUUGUUGUUUUUUAUAUAACAAUCCACAAAAAGAGUGUUGCCCUUGAGCAUGCAAGAAAGAGGAGAAAUUUACAAGUUACAGAGACUAUGAAGAAGAAGGUAAAUAGUGGCACUGAUGCAAAUACUGGUGAAGUAUCAAAGCAGAAAGAGAGGCAUAUUGUAUCAUGGUCUCAAGAGGAGGACGAUAUUCUGCGGGAGCAAAUCCGGCUACAUGGGACUGAAAAUUGGGCCAUUAUUGCAUCGAAAUUUAAGGAUAAAACGACUAGGCAAUGUCGAAGAAGAUGGUUCACUUAUUUGAAUUCUGAUUUCAAGAAAGGAGGAUGGUCGCCUGAGGAAGACAUGCUCUUGUGUGAGGCGCAGAAGAUAUUUGGAAACAGAUGGACUGAGAUCGCAAAGGUAGUCUCCGGCAGAACUGAUAAUGCUGUGAAGAAUCGGUUCACCACUCUGUGCAAGAAGAGAGCAAAGCACGAAGCUCUUGCAAAAGAAAACAGCACUACUACAUAUAUCAACUUGAACAACAAAAGGGUUAUCUUUCCUAAUGGGCUCAGUACAGGAGGAUCCGAGAGUGCUGCGCCUCUUAAGAAGAUGAGGGCCUAUGUCCUAAAUACAGCAGAAAGCCAUGAAGAAAAAUUAGCUGGUGAAUGUGGAGAUGCCGAUCAUCUACUUAGGCCUCCAUUUGCUGUACUAGCUCAAAAUGUCCAUAGUUCUGGAACUAACAAAAAUCAAGGUACAUUUCUUAAGAAGGAUGAUCCGAAGGUACUUGCACUAAUGCAACAAGCAGAACUGCUCAGUUCUCUUGCAAUCAAAGUCAACUCGGAGAAGACAGAUCAGAGUCUUGAAAGUGCUUGGACGGCUCUUCAAGACUUUCUGAAACAAAACAAAGAAAGUGAUCUGUUCACAUUCACAAAUCCUGAUGUUGAUUUUCAAUUUGAGAAGUUCAAAGACUUGGUGGACGAUUUGACGAAUGACGAUGAAGGCAGUGGACCAUCUUGGAGGGAACCUGAUUUAUAUGAGUCGUCCACAGCCAGCUCUGAGUACAGUGCAGGAUCAACUCUGCUGCCAAGCAUGCCAGGUGAUAAAACGGAAGAAAGUCGAGCUGAAACCUGCUUGCUGCAUCAGGAAAAUGGACAUCAAAUGCAGCCAGAUCAAUUAGAUCAUCAGCAUUGCGAUGAUGAAGGAAGUCGAAAAUGCCAUACUGCAAGCACAACUGAAGUGAACAUGUUAACUUGUAACAACACAACCGAUAAUGAUGAAGUAAUAUGCGAGUAUUCUAGCACAGAGUUUGGUUCUCCUCUUCACGUGACUCCCUUGUUUGGAGCAUUGGCAGCGACCAUUCCCAGUCCAAAAUUUUCAGAAAGUGAAAAGCACUUCCUAAUGAAGACACUAGGAAUGGAGUCUACCUCUCCUAGUCAUGUCACUAAUGCUUCCCAACCUCCACCCUGCAAGAGGUCCCUUCUCCAUUGUCUAUGACCAAAUCACCAGCCGACCGUUGGAAGGUUUUCCGUAAAGUGUAGAGUAUUUUUGAUUCUUUUUGGAGUUCUUUAUCCUUGGAUUGCAGCUAUCUCGACCUUAGUUUUUCCGAGUGGGCCUGGGAGGAUCUGAUCUCCUUUGGAAUCUAGGAUGCUACGGAGCAUCCUACACUUUCUUCUGAAGAUCAACCGCUGUGAUCUGCAUCCUCGAGUUUUAAUUCCUAAUACUCACCUUGCUUCUUGUGUGUUUUUUCUCGUGGUGUGCCAAUUUUUUCGUUUGUUUCAUGGAACGUGGAUACGGCCAUCCAUUGUUCCAAAAAAGUUCUUUUUUGGCUAGAUAAGCCUACUGUACAGACAGAUUCAACACUAAAAACUCUUUAGUUAUUAAGUGUAGCUAUACAGUGGCAACGGAGAUUGCCCUUUAGAGAGAUUAGAAAUAGGUAUAGAUAUGGCAAGAAAAAAAAAAAAAAAAAAAGAGAGCAAAAGUUGAUCAGCUCGAAACAUCUUUUGCUGUGUUAAGUGUGCAGAGUACUAGUAUGUAAUAAGUUUCCAUGGCAUUGGGAAACUUUUUGAUUCCUAUAGUGUAAUCCAUACUUAUUUUGAGUGUGCA